This is a messenger RNA of Eupeodes corollae, 5519 nucleotides long. RefSeq names its product protein pygopus (gene pygo). The transcript is spliced from 3 exons. The coding region runs from base 1045 to 3036 and encodes 663 amino acids. Lineage: Eukaryota; Metazoa; Arthropoda; Insecta; Diptera; Syrphidae. The record is from RefSeq and is a predicted model, not a curated record.
UGUUCAUCGUGCUUACUAUAAAUAUGAAUGGCGUGUGUUGUGUACAAGAACUACUUAAAAGUGAAUAUAAAACUUUAUUGACUAAAUUAAUCGCUAAAUAAUUGCCAAUUUACCUCAAAUCUCAACUUAAACCCCCAACUAUCAAUCUAAAUAAAUUCUCAUUCGUCUAAUACCUCGCGAAUGCCAUUUAAAUCAAUUGAAAAAUCCAAGUGUUUUUAUUACAAGCAGUGUGACAAUUAAAUCGCGACGACUACGAGGAGCACGACAACGGCAACCGCAACGAAACAGAUAUAUUCCAUUUGACAAAUGGUCAAUAAAAAUACACAUGAAAAGAAGUAAAAAGAAAAGGAAAGAACAUCCCAAACGACAAAAGAAAAUACAAAAAUUAAAUAUAAAGUGAAGUGAAGAAGAGAAUUAUUUCCCCCCAACAAAACCAAAACCAAAACUAAUCAACGAAAAAUGCACGCAAUCUUUUGUGCAAUUGUUUGUCCCUAAAAAAACGGAUAUUUCCGAUACCGAUUCCGAGUUUGAGUCUUGAGUAGCGAUUUGGAAAAACACCCCCUCCGCCACCAUCGCACCAUCAUCACCACCAAUAAUGUUAAGCCUGCAGCUGACAAGGAUCUGGUUGUGUGCGGGCCAAAUUUCUUUGGCCAGCAAACCAAAUCACAAGAGAUAAACGGAGCUGCAUUAAAACAAUGAACUGAUAAAUAGAAGUCAAGAAAAGAGUUUAAAAUAAAAAAAACAAAACAAUCAUAUAUAAAAUAGUUAUCAACGUCUUACUACUUUAGUUUACUUAAAUAACAACAACAAAACAUAACAAACAAAAACCUAGCUAAAUUUAGAUGAUAUUGGCAUAGCCCACAUUAAAAUAACAAAAGAAGCAAUAAGUGAAUUAUACAGAAAACUAAAAAAAAAAACAAAAGGAAAUUGAGUGAGAAGAUCUACAAAAGAGUUUCUCAACUUUUAAACGCGUGUGACAAACACAAAAAGCCAUUAUAGAAAAUAGAUAAGAACUAAAAUAAAAAGAACUAAGUUUAAAAUAUAAUGACACACAAUCUCGGAAUGGCUCCAUAUCGACUGCCGGGGCCAGGUAUUUGCCCGCCCGAUUUUAAGCCACCGCCACCUACAGAAUCGCUGAAUAUUAUAUCAGCACCGAGUAAUCCGAAGAAACGGCGGAAAACAUCGAACGCAAAUGCGGCGAACGCAGCCAACGCAAUGUUAUCACAACCCCCGCCCACACCGCAGGACCUGUUGCCACCACCGCCGAUGAGCGGUUUUGGUGACACAAUUGUAGCAUCGAAUCCCUUCGACGACAGCCCGCCCAUGAAUAGUCCCUCGGCCAUGAGUCACAUGGCGAUGAAUCACUUCAAUGCAGCAAUGAAUCCCCACAUGCAUCCACAUCACCCGCAUCAUCAUAUGGGCGGACCGUCGAUGCGUGGCAUGAGUCCGUUAGGAAUGGGGAGUCCAAUGGGAGGUCUAAUGGGUCCUGGAGGUCCGAUGGGUCCUGGAGGUCCAAUGGGUCCUGGCGGUCCAAUGGGUCCUGGUGGUCCAAUGGGACCUGGAGGCCCGAUGGGACCCGGUGGUCCCGGAAUGCAAUGCGGCGGUCCGAUGCCACCUCAUAUGGGAAAUCGUGGUGGAGGUAUGGGCAGUCCAAUGGGAAUGCGAGACGGUGGGGGAAUGCCUCCAGGAGCAUCCAUGGGCGGAAUGAGUCCGAUGAGCAGCAUGGGCCCGAGCAUAUCACCGAUGGGUCCUAUGGGAGGCAUGUCGCCGAUGGGCGGCCCAAAUAAUUCUCACAUGGGAAUGAACUCAUCAAUGGGGCCAAAUGGCCCCCGGUCGAUAGGAAGUCCCAUGAGCGGUGGACCUAUUGGCAGUCCAAUGAACUCAAUACCCAUGGGAUCACCUAUGGGAAACGCAAUGGGCAGCCCCUUAGGGGCUGGCGGGCACAAUGGUCCAAAUCAACCACCUCACAUGAACAACGGUCAAAUGGGUCCACCCAUGCAUAGUCCUCUAGGUAAUGGUCCAGCGAAUCACAGUCAUAUGCAAGGAAUGAAUAGUGGUGGUGGAGGAGGAGGCGGCGGCGGCGGAGGAGGAGGCGGAGGAGGUGGUGGUGGCGGCAGCGGUGGUGGUGGUAGUAGUGGUGGAGUAGGAGGAGGAGGUGGUGGUGGAGGAGGAGGAGGAGCAGGAGGAGGAGGUCCACCACAAAAUCAUCCAGCAUCACGAAUGAACGUCCACAAUGGUGCAAUGCCCACUUCCUCGGCGAGCGGGCCGAUGCCACCUCAUCAAAUGAAUCAAAUGUCAGCGGCGGGAUGUCCAACGAGUUUAGGUAUGCAACAGUCCGCACCUCUGAUGACUCAGGCGAACAGCAUGAAUUCAGGUGGUCCUGGUAGUGGAGGUGGUGUGGUCAAUGUCGGUGGAAUGGGCAGUCACGUGCAUCGAGCUAGUCCUUUAGGCGGUGGCGGUGGAAUGAAUCCAAUGAAUCACCCAAAUGUUCCUAUGCACCAGUCGGGGGGAAUGAGUGGUGGUCCACCGGGCGGGGGUGGUGGACCACCAGGGCCACCGCCCGGAAUGAUGAACCCAAAUAUGCCGAACAUGCCACCUCAUAUGUCGCAACAUAUGGGUCCGGGAGGACCUAAUCACCAUUUAAUGCAUAUGGGCCAUAUGGGAGGACCAGGAGGUCAUCCAGGCAGUCCAGUCAAUGGUCCACCACCCAAUUCAAUGGUUCCGAAUUCAAUGUUCGGACCAAAACCGAUGCCAGUGAGUGCGGGCAAAAUGUAUCCGCCUGGGACGUCAAUGGUCUUCAAUCCACAAAAUCCGACCGCUCCACCUAUUUACCCAUGUGGCGUGUGUCACAAGGAGGUCAACGACAACGAUGAAGCUCUAUUCUGUGAAUCUGGUUGUAAUUUCUUCUUUCAUAGGACAUGUAGUGGCAUGACGGAAGCUGCAUUCCAAUUAUUAAGUAAGGAAAUCUACGCAGAAUGGUGCUGUGACAAAUGUCUGUCUUCCAAACCGAUCCCAAUGGUCAAGUUCAAAUGUUGAAAUAAUAUCAUUCUCAACUAGUAACAAAAAAUUGAAAAAAAAAAACAGAAAACAACAAGAAAAUCCCAAACAACACCACCGUUACCACGAUAAAAACGUAAAACAAAACAAAAUACACACAUUUGCAUUGUGAGAUAAUCAGAUAGAGCUAAAACUUCAAUUGGAGUCAAAUGGUAAACCGAGUUUUAUUCAUUUGUUUAUACAUACAAAAAAAAAGAAUUAAAAAAACAAAACAAAAUCUUAAAUAAAAAAAUACGAAUAAUUGUAAAAAAAUUAAUAAAUAUAUAGAAAUACAUAUAUUUAGCAGUAUGUAAAUGGUUCACCCGAUUGAGAGUCUCCAAUUACAUUAUAUAUAUAUAUAGGACAUUAUUAUAAAAUUUGUGUGUAUAUACAAACCAAUUUAUACCCGUGAUUAAUUUUACUUAAGACUUCUUCAUACAAAAAAUAGAAAAAAAAACAAACAAAAAAAAAAAAUACAAAAAUUUAAUGCUCCCACACCAUCACUAAAAAUGUCCCCCUCCACCCCUCUAUAAAUAUUAAAUACAACUCAAAGAUUAAUCGUGUACAUUUUUGUGGCAGUUUUGAUGUGUGUAUGAACAUUGGGCGAGAUAUAAAAAUAAAAAUAUGCAUAUAUACAAAAAAAAAGAAAACUUAGUAUAAAUAAUAAAUUACAUUUUAAUAAAAACAAAACAAAAAAAAUUAAGAAGUUGUGUGAAUCCGAGAAUGGGCAAAUAAUAAAAUAAAAAAAAAUAAAAAGAUAAAUCAACCAGGACUCUUUUUAAAUGUUAACAUAAAGAAAAAAAAAGAAGAAAAUAUUAAAAUCAGUAUAGAUUUUAAAUAAGUUAUUUAUAAAUAAAACUAAAUACGAAACAAAAUAUAUAUAUAUAUAUAUAUGUUUAUGUAUAUAUAUAUAACCCUUGAUAAUAAAACAAAAGAAAUCACACGAAAAAACAAAAACAAACAGGAACGAUUCGUCUAUUUCCUAAUAAUGUAUUCAAUAUUUUCUUAUUUUUAUAUUUUUCUUUUUUUUUGUAGACUUUGAUCUCAUUCUAAACAAUUUCACCCCAAAAAAUAAAUAAGAGAUGACUUUUAUGUGACAGGAAAUCAGUACUAAUUCGUUGUAUGCAAAAAAUCCAGUCCAGUAAAAUAAGGCUUAAGAAUGGGGUCAACCUCGGAAUGAGAAGAGAUAGUAAGCUGGAAAUUUGUUUAUAUUUUGGUGUUAGGUAUAACCUUUGUUUAAAAAGUUUCAUUAAAUCUAUUUUCUGCUUCUGUUAUGGCUUCUUACCAAAAGUGUCAAACAUAAAAAUUGCUUGUCGCAAUCAUUUUUCCAUACGCUCAAGCGUUUCAGAGAUAGAUUUCAAAACUAGUGCAACGCUUUACACUUUCUUAAAAUUUGAGAAGAACAUUAGAGUUUGUGAGAAAGGAAAUAUUUUUUAUUUGAAAUGUCAAAACUUUAACCUAAUUGUUUUAUCUUCCACCGAAAAAUAAAACAUCUCAUCAAAAUGUUAACCUGUUUCUUUAAAAAAAAUACGGUUUAAAACCAUUGACAAGGACCUAUUCACUCAUAACGCAUCGGCUUACAUCGAUCACCGAAAUCUAGCAUAAAUGAUUGUAGAAAGAUGGGGAACCAUGUGUUCUUUCUCCUCUGUCCUUCUAUCUUGUAUUAAUGUCUUUAAGAAUAUUUAACAAUAACCUAAUUCAAACAUUUUUUGGCACAAAUGGGGCCUUACUUUAUACAUUGGUAAAUUAUAAAAUUUAACAUGUGUUUAACAUGAAAUCGAUGGCUAAAAAAAGAGUGUCUUUGGCGAGGUUUAUCUCGGGUUGUUCAGUCCCAGUUUUCCUGAUGGAGGUUGGUUGGCUGUGACGGCGUUCGAAGGAAACAUGGAGGACGAAUAUGUGAGUGAGUCAUUCCACAAACCACAGGUUCUGACAAUCCGUUGGCACUGGCUGGUCAGAUGACAUCAGGCUGUAGACGAACGGUCUAAGUUUUGAUCCUUGGGCGACUCCAGCCUUUACGUCUUUAAUCGUUGACUUGCAACUGUCGAUUUCUACGAAAAAAUUUCUGAAAGAAAGAAAAUAGGAAACACAAUUUGAAUCGAUUCCCUUUCACACUGCCUUUGCAUUCUGCUAUCCAGCGGUUAAACUACAUUAUGCCAAACCAAUUUGACAUUCAAAUAAACAGCUGUUCAUAUAAAAAUCUUGGGAAUGUUGGAUAAAUUGUUUUGAUUCAUACAAAAAUUAAGUUUAAUCAAUCCACCUAAACAGAAUAAUUUGUGUAAUUUUUGGAAAUGGGCAGUAUUGGACUUUUUAUUCCAAUUGUAAGCAGAGGAAUAAGAGAAUCCUCAAACAGAGAGCUUCGGAGAAAAGUUAAAAAGUGUCUUCCUUCCCCUAAAAAUGUUAAUAUUCUUUUAUUUAUAAAGCAAAUAUUCUAAAUUUAGCAAUAAAUUAAUUUUCACUUACAUUUGGCUUCCAAAAAUUAAAAA